CCGCCCCAGGUGCGCUCGACCCCGCGGCGCGAGCGACCCUGAGCCGCGCGCCUGCAGCCCCGCCCGCGGCGACCCGGGUCGGCCGAGGGUCCCCGUAUGGGUGAACUUCAGGACUGGGUGCUCGGGAUCCUGAGCUGCGAGAGGGCGCCCUAAUACUGCUCCUGGACCAUUCAUAGCCAGUAUUAAAAGUUGGAGUCUCUGGAGUUGGUUCGUUGUAGGCCAGUGACGGACUGGUUUGUGAUUUAUUUUUUUCAUUUUUAAAUAGUAGGAAAGCAAUGUGUGAGCCACGGAAGGUGGUGGGCACUUACUAAAGUGAGGGGCAGUAGUGUUAAUUAGUAUGAGAUUUAAUUACAUGGAGAUAGUUUUUUGCAGGACCAGCCUCAGGCUCAGAAGCAUUCUGCUUUAAGGGUUUAUGUUCAUUUCACAGUAAUAAUGGUUAUGAAAGCAUCUGUAGAUGAUGAUGAUUCAGGAUGGGAGCUCAGUGUCCCUGAAAAAAUGGAAAAAAGCAAUACAAGCUGGGUGGACAUAACCCAAGAUUUUGAAGAAGCUUGUCGCGAAUUAAAGCUGGGAGAAUUGCUUCAUGAUAAACUAUUUGGUCUUUUUGAAGCCAUGUCUGCUAUUGAAAUGAUGGAUCCCAAGAUGGAUGCUGGCAUGAUUGGAAACCAAGUUAAUCGAAAAGUUCUCAACUUUGAACAAGCUAUCAAGGAUGGCACCAUUAAAAUUAAAGACCUCACCCUGCCUGAAUUGAUAGGGAUAAUGGAUACAUGUUUUUGCUGUUUGAUAACAUGGUUGGAAGGCCAUUCCUUGGCACAGACUGUAUUUACGUGCCUUUACAUUCAUAAUCCAGACUUUAUAGAAGAUCCUCCUAUGAAGGCAUUUGCUCUGGGAAUCUUGAAAAUCUGUGACAUUGCAAGGGAAAAAGUAAACAAAGCUGCCGUUUUUGAAGAAGAAGAUUUUCAGUCAAUGACUUAUGGAUUUAAAAUGGCUAACAGUGUGACAGAUCUUCGAGUUACAGGCAUGCUAAAGGAUGUGGAGGAUGACAUGCAAAGAAGAGUAAAGAGUACUCGAAGUCGACAAGGAGAAGAAAGAGAUCCAGAAGUUGAACUAGAACACCAACAGUGUUUAGCAGUAUUCAGCAGAGUGAAAUUUACUCGUGUGUUACUGACUGUGCUUAUAGCCUUUACUAAGAAAGAGACCAGCGCUGUUGCAGAAGCUCAAAAAUUGAUGGUUCAAGCAGCAGAUCUUCUUUCUGCCAUUCAUAAUUCGUUGCACCAUGGCAUCCAGGCCCAGAAUGAUACUACAAAAGGAGAUCAUCCAAUUAUGAUGGGUUUUGAGCCCCUUGUUAAUCAGAGGCUGCUUCCACCUACCUUCCCUCGAUAUGCAAAAAUAAUUAAAAGGGAAGAAAUGGUUAACUAUUUUGCAAGAUUAAUAGAUAGAAUAAAAACUGUGUGUGAGGUUGUGAACUUAACAAAUUUACAUUGUAUCCUGGAUUUUUUCUGUGAAUUUAGUGAACAGUCGCCAUGUGUUCUUUCAAGGUCACUGUUACAAACCACAUUCUUGGUGGAUAACAAAAAGGUCUUUGGAACUCAUCUCAUGCAAGACAUGGUUAAAGAUGCCCUUCGGUCUUUCGUCAGUCCUCCGGUGCUUUCCCCCAAGUGCUGCCUAUAUAAUAAUCACCAGGCUAAGGACUGUAUUGACGCCUUUGUUACUCACUGUGUUCGGCCAUUCUGUAGUCUUAUUCAAAUCCAUGGACAUAAUAGAGCACGGCAGAGAGAUAAGCUUGGGCAUAUUCUCGAGGAGUUUGCAACCUUGCAAGAUGAGGCAGAGAAGGUCGAUGCAGCACUUCACACUAUGUUAUUGAAACAAGAACCCCAAAGACAGCAUUUGGCCUGUUUGGGGACAUGGGUCCUGUAUCAUAACCUUCGAAUCAUGAUACAGUAUCUUCUAAGUGGCUUUGAGUUGGAACUCUACAGCAUGCAUGAGUACUACUACAUAUACUGGUACCUCUCCGAAUUCCUUUAUGCAUGGUUGAUGUCCACAUUGAGUCGUGCUGAUGGCUCUCAGAUGGCCGAGGAAAGGAUAAUGGAAGAGCAGCAGAAAGGCCGGAGCAGUAAAAAAACAAAGAAAAAAAAGAAAGUUCGUCCAUUGAGCCGGGAGAUCACAAUGAGCCAAGCAUAUCAGAACAUGUGUGCUGGCAUGUUUAAAACCAUGGUAGCAUUUGACAUGGACGGCAAAGUACGCAAACCCAAGUUUGAGCUCGAUAGUGAACAAGUUCGAUAUGAGCACAGGUUUGCUCCCUUCAAUAGUGUGAUGACCCCGCCACCAGUGCACUACCUACAGUUCAAGGAAAUGUCUGACCUCAAUAAAUACAGUCCACCUCCUCAGUCUCCAGAGCUAUACGUGGCAGCUAGUAAGCACUUUCAGCAGGCAAAAAUGAUAUUGGAAAAUAUCCCCAACCCAGACCAUGAGAUCAAUAGAAUUUUAAAGGUCGCCAAACCCAAUUUUGUGGUUAUGAAGUUACUAGCAGGAGGACACAAAAAGGAGUCAAAGGUUCCUCCCGAAUUUGAUUUCUCUAUUCACAAAUACUUUCCUGUUGUGAAACUUGUUUGAAAGAGACUGAAAACAUGACCACAAAGAGAUAGAAUCUACUUUCAGAUUCCACUCUUAGAGGAUAUAUCCAUCAGUCUCACCACACAGCGUGAAGUGAAACGAAUUUCUGGGGUGACAACCCACGUAAAGAAUACUUUUAGUUUGACCGCCUUACAUGACAUGAAUGAAACUGCUGUUUUAAAGUGGUUUAUUAUGUUCCGUGGAUGAAACCAGUCUUACUGAAUGAUUUAAUGAACAUUACAUGGUUUUAUUACAGAUUUAAUCAUAAAUCAUUUUUUAUGAAUGAGUGAAAACAGUGUUUGUAAAGGCUAAUAAAUUUCUUGACAAAAAAAAUGUACUGCUGGAGAUGAGAGACAGUACCACUUGAAACAUAGUACGAACUGAAGCUGUUUGCUCUUUGUUUAGUAGUACAAAAUUGUUCAAAAGGUUUUUCAAAUCGUAGGAUUUGUUAAACUGUCAUGUGAGAUUUUUUUUUUUUUUUUUUUUUUUGGUGAGAUACAUUUAAAAGCAUUUUGGGGGUCUCUGAGCUAUAAAAGGAGACUAACCGAUUUUUAAAAAUCUUUUGUUACCUUUGGCACAUUUUAAAGAGUGAACAUUGUCUACUGGUGAUGCAGAAAAGGUAGGGGAUGUCUGGCCUUAACUGUGGUAUCUUUUUUCUUUCCUUUGUCUUCACUUUAAUCCAUGACAUGUACUCUGGUGGGGGGGUCUGUUCCUAUCCUCUGAUUCGAACACUGCUUCACCCCAACUGUCCCUGUGAGUGCUCAGUGCCAGCGGCCCUGCCCUGUCCUUCAUUCUCCCUGUGCCUCCUUCAGAAGUUUGGGGGCAGCUGUCCCAAGUUUUCAGGGCUUUCUGUUUUUGUUUUCUAAAGGAAUAGUACUAUUUGAAUGAGGUACACUGGCUUAAGCUGGCUUCUGUAGUAUGGCCUGAGAUUAGUGAGUUUUUCAGUUUUUAUGAUAAGGUUUAACUGAUAUGCCACCUUUUUGUUUCGUUUUGAUGAUAAUGGGUCCAACCUGUGUAUGCUAAGCAAAUGAGCUGUAUCCCUAGCUCCUUGACAUCAUUCUUGAAAACAUGGUAUUCACACUUCUUCCUGAAAAUAACUGAAGCAGCUAACCUGACUGUGCCUCCCACAGUGAAAGAAGAUGAUAGGGUAGGGGUGUUCCUGACCCUGCCAUUCCAUGAAUGAAAUGUCUGGCUUCCUUUCCAAGUGGCAACCCUUGUCCUAACCAGGACCCUCUCAUAGGCAGCCUGAGAUUUCACAAGUCUUAGAGAAAAAUGGCCUGUACAACAGAAACUUGAACUAACAAAAAGAAAAAAAGCUCACAUUUGCUGAGAAGGAAAACAGCACUGUUAGUAGUUGGCGCUUUCUAAAUGUAGAACACAGAAAACAGUAGAGGAAUAAUAGGAAAUAGGCAAUAGGAGAAACAAAAGCAGCAAAGAAGAAAUACAAAAAACACUGACAUUCUGAAGUAACCAGAAAGGCCUGAGGCAAGUUAGGAAGCUGAGAAAUUAUUCCUCCAUCUCGGGCCAGGAUGUGAAAUCUAAAGUACAUAUCCUUCAGAGCAGAAAAUGAAAGAAGCCACCUGUAGGGAUCAGUGCAGUUAUGGUGGCACUUCUUAGCUGCAGUGUCUGAUUGGAUCACCUGCUGCAGGUGACUGUCACUGGUGUAUAAUUAAGAGUGGUGUAUAAUUAAGAGAGUGGUAUGUAAUUAAGAACAUCUGCAUUUUCUUUUUGAAGUGGUUCUUAAAGCGUGCUGCAGUUAAAUUGUUAUCAGCUAAAAAGCAGAUUAGUGUAUGUUACUGAUAGCUUUUCAAGUGUUGUUUCUUCUAGCAGAUUUUUAGCUAGAAAAAUAGUGUGAUACAACCCAGUUAUCAGACAGCUCCAAGCUUAAAGUUUCUACUACUUAAACAGUAAAGUUUGAAGAAAACCCAAUUUGAAAAAAAAAAAUCUGUUCAGCGGAGUAACGUGUCCUCUCUCACCAUGGACACAAAAGGGUGACACUUCAGUCUGAGUGCGGCUCUUACCCAGACAACAUAACAGUGCUUUUGUUAAUAUGUUAAAAUAUUUGUCACUGUGCCCUUUUUUGUGUGCUUUAUUUUCAUAAAAUACGGUAACCAUAGCUCCAAAGAAAGUUACUGAUAACAGUAAAGUUAAGAGAAAAACUCUUGAGAGCCAUAAAGAAAUCAUUGUGAAAUGUGUUACAGUCCUGGGAAGAUGAAUUUACAAGUGUAAUUUUGGGCCUCAGAACCAAUUAGUUUUCCAUUUCUAAGGAAAAAUAUGUUCAUUUCUUGAACUUUUCAAUAUUUGAACAUGAAUUUGGAACAAAUUGAAUUCAACGACCAAGGUGUCACUGUAGUUGCUUCUUUGCAUUUUAAAACAUCUACCACUUAUGAUAUCAAAAACAAAAAAAAAGAAAAGGAAGAUACACCUAUGGCAUGAGUGUCACCGUGUUUUCAAGACAAAAGAUGUUACCGUAUGAGUUUUCUAAACUAAAACCUCAAUAUUCAAGUAUAACUGCAGUGUCAGCAUUUUACAAUACAUAAGUUGGUUUUGGGCUCUGGCCUCUAAAAUUCUGCCAUCACUGGUCUGUAUCUUAAAUGUCCCCAUGUGCUUAAAGGCUUUCCCACCAGCUGGUGGUGCUACUGGGAGGAAGCUGGGUCACUGGGGGGGUAUGCUGUUGGGACCUGGGACCCUCACCCCUUCUUGUCACUUUCUGACUGCCAUAAGGUAAACAGACCUCCAUGUCAGACUCCUGCCAUGAUAUACUCCACUGAAUGCAAACCCAGAACAAUAGAGCCAAACAACCAUGGGCUGUAUUUGAAACCCUUCACUCCUCUUAAGUUGAUUAUCUCAGGUAUUUCAUUAUAGUAACAGAAAGCUAAGGCGUGAGUAUAGAACUAGUUCAUACUGAAUGGUACAGAGAAAGUCCGUCUUCCUGAGUCCUGAAGGUUUGAAGGUAUUGGUUGUCCAAGGUGUGCUAGAUGGGGGAAUAGAAGGACGCUGAGCCAGAAGCCAGGCUAAAGGAUCUGGAUUUCAUUCUGCUAGUGCUGAAAGCUUCAAUGAGGGAACUGAUGGGCUCAACUCACACCUGCUUACCUAUGAUUGGCUCAGGUAGGGCAGGGCUGGAUGCAGGGAUGUGAGUAACAAUGUUCUUAGUGACAGUUGUGGCUAAGAGGGGAGGUAGACAAAUGGAUGGGAUCAGAUGGUUUAGUACAGGGAACAGGAAGUAGUUAAUGAGGAGGUGGGUUUAUCAUAUGGAAAUCGGCUCAGUUUUUUGGCUUUGGCAACUGGACAAAUCAGGUGCCCUUUGCUUAUGUAGGUUAUGAGGAUCGUUUUAACUCCGUGCUGUCUUGGAUGUCCUGGUGAAGAUGGCAGGUGCUGCGGUCCAAGAUGGAGAUGCAUGAAGGACUGAGUGGCCAUAGGUGUAGCUGUGUGUGGGGUGGUGCAGCUGCACAGAAAUGGUGCCAAGCCUGACAGGGCUCCCAAGAGGUAUGCUGGAGAUGGUCCAGUUAUAAAAAGUGGGCUGGGGAAGGGAGAGGCCCCUUAAGAGACAGGCAUGGGCUACCACUGUGUAAGUUUGUAGUCAGUUCACUUUUUCACAUAGUUUUCUGGCCAGCACUAUAAAUGCUGGUCAGAGCAGCUUCUUUGAAACAUGUGUCAGGAAUCUGCUUGCCUUCUUCCUUUCCUGACUGUUUCCAGUCACUGGAAAUGCCUGCAGGGGACUUAGAGGAAAAUGAACAGAAUGCAUAGUGACAGGGCCAGGAACAGAAUGGCCUAAGUGGGCCCACUGCACUGGGUAUGUAUAGCUUCCUGGUGACAACAUGGAGAGCUCGCUCUUGACAUGGGGCAGAGGCUGCAAAGACCCACGACGCAGAGUGAAGCGAUGGAGGUGGUAAAUGAACCCCUAUGCAAGUAUUGGAGGAGCCGGCAUGGAGCUGAAGGAGCGUGAUGUGAACCUGCGCACAGUAGACCUGGCCAACCAGGAGCCCUAGAGAGGCCCCCUCUGCCUCUGGCUUCUCACGCUACAGCCACAUUGCCUCCCCACUGUGGCCACUUUGCUGGCAUCCUUGGCAUUUCAUCCGAAGUGCCCCAUCCCAGGGAAGGUCAUGCUUCAGGGAGGGCCGUGCCUCCUAAACACACCUAGAACUAUCUUGUCUUCCAGAUCAUAGUAUAAACUUGAGGAAAAGGACUUCAUCUUGUGAGGACUUUAUCUAGUAAGUGGUGAGUCAGGAGCACCUGCUCACUCUGGGGCAUGUGGAUGUUUUAAAAAAUGUAAACACGUGUCCUAAUGGCAGUGAGCAAUGGUAGGUGGAAACAAGCUAAAACAAAGUCCUUAGGAGCUUGGGAAUCUGGGAGAAGAGUAACCCUGUGGUAAGAACAAGGUUUCUGGAGGUCUGGCAAAGUAGAAUCUGAUGAAGAUGGGUCAGUUUGAUACAUGCAGUAGGUGUCUAAAUUCAAGUUGGUAUAUCAGAGUUCAUUCCUCUGCACUGUCUUCCAUUUUAAAAAGUCAGGUAUUGGUGGAAGAUGUAGUUAUUAGUGCAGCCCUUCUAUGAACUAGAAGCAGUACCUGUAACUUGUUUAAAAUUCAAACAUUAGUUAACAUUCCAGGACAGUGCGGUGCUUUUGUUUAAGCACAGACAUGGCCUCUGUUAACUUCUGAAAUAACUUGAAACAAGGCCCUCUCACAUCAUCAGAGCAAGAUUGUUAAGAUGGUUCUUUACAGGAGGAAAUGCGACUGCAGACUGGGUGAGUUCACAGGACUACUCUAGGAAGUGAUACUCAAAUGCGACCAGCAGCGGUUUUAGAGAAUGAGCUAUAAUAUGCUGGUGUUUUCUGGUUGUCUGUUGUGUACAAAGCCUUGAGUUGGAUUGCCCCGCCCACCCCCCCCCUCCACACACACACGGAAGUGAAUGUUUCCUUCCUGACACAGGCACACAUGGAUGAUUACUCUGGAGGUCCCACCACUGUCAUCCUGCUCUGUCUUUUGAGAGACAAGUGAGUAAAGCUCAAGCUUUCACCUGAACUCUCCUCAAGGCUUCAGCACCUUUUUAAAGGCUGUGUUAGCAGCAUAGCUAACUUUUAUUUAUACUGAUACCCUCUCUCAUCCCACAAACCAUCUAAGGCAAACCAGUUUUUAUCCGCAAUGGUGACUAGGAAUCUCAGGCUAUAAAGGGAAAAUAACUAAAAACUUUUAAAAGUUGAACAGAGUACUUUAUUUCUCAUAUUAAACAUGAGGUGAAUACUUCAACUGAGAAAACUUUAGAAUUCAUGUCAGCCCUAAGACUGAGGGCACAAAGGGAGAGUGAAAAAGAACUGGGACAAAAACCUACUUAGAUACUUCCGUAUUUUCUUCAGUUGCCUUUUCAUGUGGACAAGCUAAAGAAGUCGAUCACAUGAACACACACACACACACAAAGGCCUAUCUCUGUAGACCCUGCAGCUAGAUGCGCCUGGCUUUCUGGGCCCCAUUAUCCACUUUGGAAAAGAGGGUGCUAGCCAGAUAAUCCCUGUGGCCCUUCCUACUGUCCCAUACCACUUCCCUGAAAGUCAUCAGUGUGACUCUAAGUGAUAAGAGCCUGUUUACCAUCAGUAUGAAGGAUCAAGUCAAACCUAAUGGUCAUUGUCACUGGGCUGUGAUUCAGUGUUUCAAAAUUAACACCUUUGAUUUUUAAAUCAAUUUCCCGAGUCAUUUAUCAGAGCUAAGUGUGCAAGGAUAAACAGCACAGCAUUUCUCUUGCCUUUAUGGACAUCCCCAUUUUGUAACACUAUAGAUCCUUCAGCCUCAAGCAGCUUUGUUCUUGUACUCUGGCAGGAGCCAGGGGCCUGUCCUGCUGUGGGGGGACUGAGGCCAGCUGUUUCGGCCCCUGUUGUCAGAAGUCUAGUUCAGUCAUUGCUCCUCUUGGUAAUGUACAUGUACUUAAUGGUUUUGUUCUGCCCACACAUACAAAAAGUAAGCAAAGUAAGGAUAGACCACAAAUGUUCCAAUUACAGAUCAGUAGUGUUUAUACAUCAAGAACAACGAGGCUUGAUGCACAAGUAGUCUUUUUAAAACAACCAAUAGCUCUGUAUUCAGGUUUGUUUAAACUGCUGCUGCUGCUGCUGCUGUCCACAGUGUUCCAGGCUGGGAUGGUCAGAACCAGGAGUGUACAGGAACCCAGCCAGACAGAGCUGCACAGCCCGCCUGCUUCCUGUCAGGUGGCUCCUACAAGCUUUUUUUUUUUUCUUUUAAACACAUAUUCUGGAAUAAAGAA
Molecule: messenger RNA, 8858 nt
Organism: Cavia porcellus (domestic guinea pig)
Lineage: Eukaryota; Metazoa; Chordata; Mammalia; Rodentia; Caviidae
Gene: Naa35
Product: N-alpha-acetyltransferase 35, NatC auxiliary subunit
Exons: 23
Coding region: 433-2610 (725 amino acids)
Biological process (GO): N-terminal peptidyl-methionine acetylation
Cellular component (GO): NatC complex
Source: RefSeq, a predicted model, not a curated record